This is a messenger RNA of Sebastes umbrosus (honeycomb rockfish), 2695 nucleotides long. RefSeq names its product microfibril associated protein 3 like (gene mfap3l). The record is from RefSeq and is a predicted model, not a curated record. NCBI's taxonomy places the organism in Eukaryota, Metazoa, Chordata, Actinopteri, Perciformes, Sebastidae. The coding region runs from base 246 to 1496 and encodes 416 amino acids. The transcript is spliced from 3 exons.
CCUGGAGCACAGCGCCAGUGCUGCUGCUAGUUACAUAGCGGAGGACGACUAGCGGUAGGUAGGAGGGAGGAUGGAGAUGCGGAGGACAAACUAACCACAGAACCGACCUUCUACUCUAGUGUCACCCACUAUAAUAAUGGACAGCGACAGACCAUGAUUGAGAUGUUUCAAGUCACUGAGCUGAAUACCAAAUUGCCUUCUACUACCAAGAGAUAGCCAGUGUGCUGGAUGGAGACCCAGGAGGAAUGACAGAGUCUCCUUCCCCUCGGGUGACGCACCGACAGUUGGAGAAAAUGCACUGGACCGGCGGAUACGUUUUUUUGGUCCUGGCCUCCCUUAUCGCCUCUCACACCGGCUGGGCCUUAUCGGUGGACACGGAUGGAAACCGUACGGAAAGUGGCAACGUGACAGACGGCGGAUUUGUCCCAGUUGUGUUCACAAAAGUGCACCAGAUAAUUGCCCGUGAGGGAACCUGCGCGCUGAUUGAUUGCAAUGUCACCGGAGAGCCGUUCCCCAGUGUUCAGUGGUUCAACUCCCAUGGAGACCGUCUGGACACGGAGAUGAAUGGUGAGAAGUGGUGGCUGCUGGACACUGGUGUCCUCAACAUCACCGGCAUCGAGUUUGCAGACCGCGGAAAGUACACCUGCAUGGCGUCCAACACGCACGGCAGUUCCAACUGCACAGUGACGUUGCGCGUGGUCUUGCAUAACGGCGACAUGGGCGUGUAUUACAUGGUGGUGUGUCUGGUCACCUUCACCAUCAUCAUGGCCCUGAACAUCACACGUCUCUGCAUGAUGAGCAGCCACCUGAAGAAGACGGAGAAAGCCAUCAACGAUUUCUUCCGCACCGAGGGCGCCGAGAAGCUGCAGAAGGCCUUCGAGAUCGCCAAGCGAAUUCCCAUCAUCACCUCGGCGAAGACGCUGGAGCUGGCCAAGGUGACGCAGUUCAAGACCAUGGAGUUUGCGCGGUACAUCGAGGAGCUGGCGCGCAGCAUCCCGCUGCCGCCGCUCAUCAUGAACUGCCGCACUUUCAUGGAGGAGAUCCUGGAGGUGGUGGGGGUGGAGGAGAUGAGGCACACCUUCGUCAGACAAGCGCCCGAGGGGUGCCGCGAGACGGUGAGCAGGGCCAUCGGGGCGAGAGACGUCUUCACCAUCCUGCAGGAGAGGGAGUUAGAGCGAGGGCGGGAGAGGGAGCGCAGUGAAUCCCCCGCCGGCGACUCGGACAACUCCUCAGUUCACGAGCAGCCGCAGCACAUUGCCAUCCAGGUGUCGGUCCACCCACAGCUCGCCAUCACCAACUACUGCAGCAUCGAGGCUCCACCUCAGCCAGAGGCCGCACCCUCCUCGCCGCCACCUUCCUCCCCGCCACCGCUUGAUCCUCUUGACCACGAGGAGCAGCCCGAGGCGGAGGCAGAGCAGGAUGAUGACGACCAGGCUGCGCCCGAACCGACAAAUGAUACCCCUCCCUGCCAGGUGUUUUAUGAGAGCCACGUGUGACGAGACAAACGAACACUGGAGGAGCGACGAGUUAUCCUGCUAUGCAUUUCCACGUGAAGACAAAAAAAAAAAAAGGUCAACAAACAUUUUUAAUUUCACAUUUUGGAGAGAAACAAUCACAUUUUUAUUCAUCUUUUCUGAACGUUGAAACCUUAGUAGGCUGCUCUCCUGAGAAUAAAUCAUAAGGUUUUUAGACACUCUGGACUAUCAUGCUUGAAUGUACACGGGAGGGAUAAUCAAUACUAGUAUUAAUGUAAUAAGCAGCGAAUUGUAAAGGGACAUUUCCUGUGUUGAGAUUUUCAUAGCUCAGACUAUUAUUUAAAGAUUUAGGGUACUUCACUAACGGGGGAAAAUGAUUUUUUCAGUUUUUAGUUUCUUACAGUGCUAGGGUUUUUAAUGACGAACUCCAGAAAUCUGCCUCAAGCUGGUCUUCAUGCCGUUUUCUCAAACCAUGAAAGCUAAGCUUCCUUCAGCCGCUCAAGAAUUCACAUCCAGCUACUGUUACAGCUGAUCCGCUGUUAUUGUACAACGUCCUGCUCACCUAGAGAUGCAUGCUGGACUGAAAAAAAAAAGAGUGUUUGGUCAUCAUUUCAUGAUUGUACGGCCUACUGUAUUUCUACAAAAAAAACUUACAACUACUGUAAGCCAGAUAAAUCUAUGUGUGUACAGUAUAUUUCCUGAUUGGGUCGCACACACACCUCUGGGUAGAGUUUUUGUCUGUUUUUCUUUUAAAUAUUUGUAUUAUUACCCAUUGUGGUGUGAUCUUGUUUCUCAGCUAGUUUAAGCAAUUAAAACAAAAUAAUAAUCUUCUUUCUCCUCAAUAGAGAAGAGUAGCUUCUUUUCCUUCCGCCAUGUGCUGUUUUUUAUUUAAUUCCUGAUCUGAUCUGAGCAUCGUCUUGCUUCUGCAGAGACUUUACAGUACAGUUGCAUUUUCUGCUGCAUGUGAAAGUGGACGGUGGAGCCUAAAAGGACUCUUUUCUUUCUUCCUCUGCUUGGCUAAUAGUCCAGUCUGUGGCGGAGAUGAACUGGAUGCUGUUCUGCUUUUUCUGGUGCUCUUGAGAUGGCUUUUUUUUUUUGUAGUGGAAUAAAAUGGAAGUGCUGUGUAAAAAAAAAAAAAAAAAAACUUAUUUCCAGAGUUUGGUCAGUGGUGGUUAUUAUUUUUUAGUAGUAGCACCCAGAAAUAAAUACUGGUACAUCUA